Messenger RNA from Phialemonium atrogriseum, 1470 nucleotides. Its product is annotated as phosphotransferase enzyme family protein. The transcript is spliced from 5 exons. The coding region runs from base 1 to 1287 and encodes 428 amino acids. Lineage: Eukaryota; Fungi; Ascomycota; Sordariomycetes; Cephalothecales; Cephalothecaceae. The record is from RefSeq and is a predicted model, not a curated record.
AUGGACUAUAACGCGCUCAUCGAUCUCGGCUACCAGGUGCAGGGCCAACUCUGGGUCGACAAGGUGAACAAGACCUAUGGAACAGGCCAUCUCUGCCAGUGGGUGUCGACCUUCCAUCCUGGCGGGCUUCCCUGCCAGCUCGAGGGUACAUUCCACUAUGGCGCAUUUAACGCUGGCAUGAAGAUGGUUUUCCGCGACGGCACUGCCUGGAUGGUCCGUUUUCCUCGUGUGGGGAAUGUGAAGGCCCUGGGUCUCAUCCGUGAGGGGACUAGCAUUCCCGUCCCGAAAGUCCAGGCCUGGGGUCCCGCUGCCAGAAACCCUCUUGGGUUAGGUCCCUUCAUCAUCAUGGAUUUCAUCGACGGCGUGAGCCUCAGUGACGUUCUCAAGGAUCCCAACGCCAAGCGCCCAAUGAGACUUAUGAGGGAGGACAUCAGUGAUGACAAUAUCGAAGCUAUCUACAAGCAGUUUGCAAAUUUCCUGCUCCAGCUCUUCAAACUUGACUUUGACCGGAUCGGCAGCCUGCCAUCGCCAAGCGCCGAAGCCGAAAGCCCUAGACUAAUACGCCCGCUGACAUUUAAAGCACAUACCAUCCUCAGAAUGGAGGAGUUGACACUUUUGGGGUUUGCGACGACGACUGAGUACUUCCAGUACGUUGUCGGACAGGACUGGGAGCAACUUGUCCACCAGCCGAACUCAAUUUCCCUAAUACCUAACCUUGUUAACGCAAACUACGACCGUGGCAAGUUCAAGCUGAUUUGCGACGACCUUGGCCUGGCAAACCUGAUCGUCAGAAGUAGAGAAGACCUUACCAUUGUCGGAGUGGUGGACCUCGAGUGGUCAUACAUCGGACCCGCCCAGCUGUUUGGCUCAGCGCCGUGGUGGCUUCUCCAAGACAGACCUGUCAACAGCGUGUGGGACUGCGACAACGACGAGCCGCCCAAGGUCGCCGAGCGGUACUUCAGGUACCUCGAGAUAUUCAAACGGGUCCUGGAGGAAGAAGAGGCGAAAAUGCCAGGGCACGAGGAGAAGGAGCUCUCCAGUCUCGUCAAGUGGUCGCAGGACUCGGGGGCUAUGUGGCUGCACAUGCUCCUUUCGGCAGGUUUCAAUGACCAAUGCAGCUUUCCUUUUACGCAGCUACGCCAACAUCUAGGUGCUGCGGAGUGGGCAAGGCAAGGCAAGGUGCGCGAAUUGGACGAGUACGAUAGAGCUCUAGAGAAGAGGGAGGAGUAUAAGGCGCUCGUGGACAGCGAGAAGAUGACAAGGGAGGAUUUCAUCGCUAUGUUUUGAUACGCCAGGCUGCCCAAUAAAUAUUCAUUUUCUCGAUAGCGGCCCUGAGUUGUCACUUCAUGCUUGACACACUCAAGGCGAUAUGGUAUUAGAUGGACUGACGGUGUCGCAUAUUGAGGAGCGCUGAUAUUUUACCCAGAUUUUGCUGGGAUUGGUUUACUCUAUAUUGACGGGAAGACAUUC